Molecule: messenger RNA, 3290 nt
Organism: Corvus hawaiiensis (hawaiian crow)
Lineage: Eukaryota; Metazoa; Chordata; Aves; Passeriformes; Corvidae
Gene: PTK2B
Product: protein tyrosine kinase 2 beta
Biological process (GO): protein phosphorylation; signal complex assembly
Cellular component (GO): cytoskeleton; focal adhesion
Molecular function (GO): protein tyrosine kinase activity; ATP binding
Source: RefSeq, a predicted model, not a curated record
UGUCCCCGCGGUGACGCGCUGUCCCCGCAGCUCCGCAGCGAGUACAUGCAGAACUACGCCAGCAAGGUCAGCGAGGGCAUGGCCCUGCAGCUCGGCUGCCUCGAGCUCAGGAGGUUCUACAAGGACAUGCCCCAGAACGCGCUGGACAAGAAAUCCAACUUCGAGUUCCUGGAGAAGGAGGUGGGGCUGGACCUGUUCUUCCCCAGCCAGAUGCAGGAGAGCCUGAAGCCGCGGCAGCUGCGGAAGAUGAUCCAGCAGACGUUCCAGCAGUACGCGCUCCUGCGGGAAGAGGAAUGCGUCCUCAAAUUCCUGCACACCCUGGCCACUUUCGCCCCCAUCGACCAGGAGAGCUUCCGCUGCCAGCUCGUCCAAGGAUGGAACAUCACCGUGGAUUUGGUCAUCGGCCCCAAGGGCAUCCGGCAGUUGACCAGCAAGGACGCCAAGCCCACCUGCCUGGCAGAAUUCCAGGACAUCAAAUCCAUCCGGUGCUCUGGAGUGGAGGACGGCCAGGCUCUGCUGCAGCUGGGGCUCAGCGGGACCCCCCAGUCCUUGGCAAUCAAGACGUCGUCGCUGGCUGAGGCGGAAAACAUGGCCGACCUCAUCGAUGGCUACUGCCGACUCCAGGGGGGCUCGGAGACAUCCCUCAUCGUAUUCCCGAGGAAAGAUCGGGAGAAGAGGGUCAGCCUCCCGCAGAUCCCGGCCCCGAAUCUCGGGGAGAGGCAUUCCACGCUUUCCCACAGCAUCAGCGGGGAUUCCGAAAUUUACGCUGAAAUCCUGGAUGAAUCCUCAAGGCCGAGAUCCGGAAUCCAGCACUACGGAAUCUCCCGGGAUGACAUCGCGCUGGGCAGGAUCCUGGGGGAAGGAUUCUUCGGAGAGGUCUACGAGGGAAUUUACACCACCCCGAAAGGGGAGAGGAUCAACGUGGCCGUGAAGACCUGCAAGAAGGAUUGCAGCCCGGAAAACAGGGAUAAAUUCCUGAGUGAAGCCGUGCUGAUGAAGAAGCUGGACCACCCCCACAUCGUGAAGCUCAUCGGCAUCGCCGAGGAGGAGCCCACCUGGAUCAUCAUGGAGCUCUAUCCCUACGGAGAGCUGGGGCAGUACCUGGAGCAGAACCGGCUGGGGCUGGCCGUGCCCACCCUGGUGCUGUACGCGCUGCAGGUCGGCAAGGCCCUGGCCUACCUGGAGGCCAUCAACUGUGUCCAUAGGGACAUCGCCGUGAGGAACAUCCUGGUGGCCUCUCCGGAAUGUGUCAAACUGGGAGACUUCGGCCUCUCCCGCUACAUCGAGGACGAGGAAUAUUACAAAGCUUCCGUCACCCGCCUCCCCAUCAAGUGGAUGGCGCCGGAAUCCAUCAACUUCCGACGCUUCACCACGGCCAGCGACGUCUGGAUGUUCGCCGUGUGCAUGUGGGAGAUCCUGAGCAACGGGAAGCAGCCGUUCUUCUGGCUGGAAAACAAGGAUGUGAUCGGAGUCCUGGAAAAGGGGGAUCGGCUUCCCAAACCCGACCUGUGCCCACCCGUCCUCUACACCCUCAUGACGCGGUGCUGGGAUUACGAUCCCGGAGAAAGGCCCAAAUUCCAGGAGCUGGUUUGCAGCCUGAGUGACAUUUACCUGAUGGAGAAGGAGCUGGCCAAGGAGCAGGAGAGGAACAACCGGCACCGACCUCCCAAAAUCCUGGAGCCGCGCAUUCAGGAGCCGCCUCCGAAGCCCAGCAGGCCCAUGUACAAGCCGCCAUCCCAGAAUAACCUCCUGGCUCCCAAGCUGCAUUUCCAGGUUCCGGAGGGGCUCUGUGCCAGCUCUCCCACCCUCGCCAGCCCCGCCGAGUACCAGAGUCCGGCAAAUUCCCGGCGCACUCCGCCUCCCAGCCGGCACAACGUCUUCAAGCGCCACAGCAUGAGGGAGGAAGAUUUCCUGCGGCCCAGCAGCCGGGAAGAAGCGCAGCAGCUGCUGGAGCUGGAGCGGCUCCGGGUGGAGCAGGCGAUGGAGAGGCAGCAGAAGGAGAUGCUGGAGGACGAUCGGUGGCUGCGGCAGGAGGUGAAGAGCCUGGACCCCACGGUGUUCAUGAACAACAACAUUCCUCCGCUGCUGCCGGAGAAGGAGACGGAUUACACGCAAUUCACGGGGCCCCCCCAAAAACCUCCAAGACUUGGGGCUCAGUCCAUCCAGCCGGCGCCCACGGCCAACCUGGACCGCACGGAUGAUCCCGUGUACGGGAAUGUCAUGGAUCUGGUCCGGGCUGUGCUGCAGCUGAAGAACGAGAUCAGCCUCGUGCCUCCCGACGGAUACAUCCUGGUGGUCAAGAACAUCGGCCUUUCCCUACGGAAGCUGAUCGGGAGCGUCGACGAGAUCCUUCCCAACCUUCCGUCCACUUCCCGCACCGAGAUCGAGGGCACCCAGAAGCUGCUCAACAAGGACUUGGCCAACCUCAUCAGCAAGAUGCGCCUGGCGCAGCAGAAUUCCGGCACUUCCCUGAGCACGGAAUUCCAGCGGCAGAUGCUGACGGCUUCCCACGCCCUGGCCGUGGAUGCCAAGAACCUCCUGGAUGCCGUGGAUCAGGCCAAGCUCCAGGCCAACCUGGCGAAGCCGUGCUUGGAAUGAGGGAAAGGCCGGAGCGAUGCCGGUGGAUCCGGGAGGAGUCGGCUUUUGUGUGUCUCCCGCGGUUUUCCCGCUCUCCCUCUUCCCGCUCCUCCUGCAGCCGCUCGUGUCUGUAAGUGUCUCGUUGCUCUUCGGAAGACGGGAGGCAUCCGGUGGGUUUUUUUCCCUGGAAAAGGGCUUGGGGAGGGAUCCGGCCAUGCCAGGGGCGGAUGAAGAUUCCUCCGGCUCGGCGGCUUCCCGGCUGCCGGCGUAUCCAUGGAUCCAUCCUCCAAGCACGGACGGCCGCGGGCGGCACGGCGGGACAGGGACCUGGAGCGUGCCGGGAGCCGAGGGUACGGAUUUUGGGGGAGCUGGAAUUCCCGUGGGAGCAGUGUCCGCAGGGAGCGUCGGCGUUUUCCUUGCACAUUGUAUAGAAGAGUUUAUUUAAUGACGGGAAGCGGGAGCCGCUUCCGGAGCCUGCGGAAUCCAGGGAGGGAUUGGGCCCCCCACGGAUCGCGGCCUUGGGGGACACAAACCUGGAGAACGGUGCCUCUUCCAGCUGCGUUUUUCCCGAGUUUUGUGUAAGCGCCGCCGGCAAAACCGCGGCUCCGUCGGGUUUGUGCUUCCGGUUGGGAACCGGGCGGUUCGGGCUUUUCCCCAGCGUUUUUCCCGCAGUUUUCCCAGUUUAUUCCGGCUGAGAUAAACCAUGUGCCAAA